This is a messenger RNA of Acanthaster planci (crown-of-thorns starfish), 2045 nucleotides long. It is a transcript of the gene bud23, whose product is annotated as BUD23 rRNA methyltransferase and ribosome maturation factor. Gene Ontology annotation, cellular component: nucleolus. The record is from RefSeq and is a predicted model, not a curated record. Gene Ontology annotation, molecular function: rRNA (guanine) methyltransferase activity. Gene Ontology annotation, biological process: rRNA (guanine-N7)-methylation. NCBI's taxonomy places the organism in Eukaryota, Metazoa, Echinodermata, Asteroidea, Valvatida, Acanthasteridae.
UGUACUGUACUUGAGGGUAACGUUACGUCGAGCACUCUCUGACAUGUCUGAAAUUGGGUUAGAAAUGAGUAUUGCCGUGUAUGGCAUUUAGAUUGAUAGUUUCCUGUAAAUCAGUCACUUCUCUAGCUCCAGUUCGGAAAAGUUGGACAAGUCUUGAAGUCUCUUUGUCAGAGUUUAAGAAGUGGAAAUUGAAGUUGGUAAGAUCUCAACACCAGCAACUCAGAUCGCGCAACCUGUACUUCAGAUCGAGCGCCAGAGAAACGAGUUUAUGUUUAUCGGCCGUGGCAAUCAACUCCCGUGUAAUUCACACCACCAUGGCGUCUUGCCGAAGACCGGAGCACAAGGCUCCCCCAGAGAUGUUUUACAACGAAGAAGAAGCAAGAAAGUACACAUCAAAUUCCAGAAUGAUAGAAAUUCAAAUGACAAUGUCAGAGCGUGCAGUAGAACUUCUCAACCUUCCAGAGGACACUCCGUCAUACGUAUUGGAUGUAGGCUGUGGGUCAGGCCUGAGUGGUGAAACUUUAACGGAGCAGGGACAUUACUGGAUGGGGCUUGACAUCAGUACAAAUAUGCUAGAUAUUGCCUUAGAGCGGGAGGUGGAAGGGGACUUGUUUGUGAGCGACAUGGGUCAGGGUGUUUUCUUCAAACCAGGAACUUUUGACGGCGUAAUCAGCAUUUCAGCACUUCAGUGGUUAUGCAACGCUGACAAGAAGUCCCAUCAUCCACCCAAGAGGCUGUAUAGGUUUUUCUGUACCUUGUAUAGUGCAAUGAGACGCGGCAGCCGCGCCGUUUUUCAGUUCUACCCUGAGAACUCACAACAGUUGGAACUCAUCACGUCCCAAGCAAUGAAAGCCGGUUUCACUGGGGGUGUUGUGGUGGACUACCCGAACAGCACUAGGGCGAAGAAAAUGUUUCUGUGUCUCUUUGCUGGGCUGGCAAAUCCACAGAUUCCGAAGGGCCUCGGGACUGGGAAAGGGGACAGGGGCAUCCCCACCGAGGUGAAGUACAGCGACAGCAGGCAGCGAAUUAAGCAGAUGAAAGGCAAACCCCCCAAGAAGAGCAGGGAAUGGAUAAAGGAGAAGAAGGAGAGGAGGCGUCGGCAAGGAAAAGGGGAUGUCAAACCAGACUCCAAAUACACUGGUAGGCGGAGACCGGGAAAAUUCUGAGGGCGGCUUGCAAGUAUGGCACGGCAAGACACAGAAUAAUCAGUGAUCGUUUGAAAUUACAGUCCAGUGACCUUCAUAUGUUGAACAUGUAGUAUAGCACAAGAGCACCCUAUAGAUGAAACAACACGUUUGCUUUGGCUCAAAAGUUUACUGUAAAUUUGAUGAAAUAUUUUAAAUUGUGGUUCGUUUGAGAUGCCACUGUUAGGGCUGAGAUUUAUAUACAAGUAUUUCGCGAGAGUAGUGCGACCCCACAUACAGUAUAAAAAAUCUUGUGUCAAAAGAAAAUCCUAAUUGUGCUGAAGUCACUAUAAAACCUUUCCAUGUUUUGCCACAUACAUGUAUAUUCUUCAAAAAGCAGAAUUGGAAAUGUAAAGUGAACUAGUAAUUUUUGCAUCAUUAAUUCUUUCUAACAAAAGCCACUAGAAAUGUCAGUUUCUGAUGUGGAUUAAUGUCCAAAAGUCAAUUCAGUUGCUGACUCUGCCUCACAUCCAAAUAUGUGCUGUUUUGGCAUCGUCUGACAUCCACAGUUCUGACAUGACCUGACAUCUGUAAUGUCAGUUUUUGGCAUGACCCGACAUCCAAAGUGUCAUUAUCUGGUCUGGCCUUUCAUUCAAGACAGCAGAUUGAAGAGGUUCACAGAGAUGGAUAAUCAUUGGCAGAAGUGCAAAUGAUCUAUUAAGAAUUACGUGAUUGGUCUGCAAGACUUGAUCAGGAAUUUGUUUAGAUUAAUAUGUGUGAUUGAUUCUUGUGAAUGUUUUCAUUCACUACCAGUUCACAGCCUAUCACUCUUAACCCAUGUACCCUUGUCAAAUCUCAUGAAGUGUCAGUGUAAUCCUAAAUAGUUCAAAAAUUCUGAAUUGAAUAAACUUUAUGGCUGUU